Molecule: messenger RNA, 1272 nt
Organism: Penicillium malachiteum
Lineage: Eukaryota; Fungi; Ascomycota; Eurotiomycetes; Eurotiales; Aspergillaceae
Product: sphingolipid delta(4)-desaturase family protein
Exons: 3
Coding region: 1-1272 (423 amino acids)
Biological process (GO): ceramide biosynthetic process
Cellular component (GO): membrane
Molecular function (GO): sphingolipid delta-4 desaturase activity
Source: RefSeq, a predicted model, not a curated record
AUGUCAGUCAUUGAAACUAAAUCGCCUCACCUGAGGGUGUCCGCGGCGAAAUCGUCAACAUCCACCUCCGAACCUACCUCCGCAAGAAUCCCACCGCCAGAGUCCUCCGCAGUUGAGGACAAGUUCUUCUGGACGUACACCGAAGAACCACACAGAUCAAGACGGCAGGCAAUUAUUAAAGCCCAUCCAGAGGUUACCAAGCUCUGCGGCCCAGAGCCCCUGACUAAAUAUGUUGUUUUCGGUGUUGUGUCUCUCCAACUCACCUGCGCCUACCUCCUCCGCAAUACUCCCAUCCUUGACUGGAAGUUUCUGGUCACAGCCUACGUGAUCGGAGCCACCUCAAAUCAGAACCUGUUCCUCGCCAUUCAUGAGAUCAGUCACAACCUGGCAUUCCGUUCACCGAUGGCCAACCGUCUGUUGGCUAUCUUCGCGAACCUCCCUAUCGGAUUGCCGUACAGUGCUGCCUUCAGGCCAUACCACCUGACACACCACAAGUCUCUCGGUGUAACAGGCCUGGACACCGAUCUCCCAACCGCACUGGAAGCAUUCUUCCUCAACUCGGUCCUAGGCAAGACAUUCUUCUGUACCUUCCAGAUCCUGUUCUACGCCGUCCGCCCAAUGUUCAUCUACAGUCCCCCCUUCACCUCAAUCCACGUCCUUAAUCUCAUCGUCCAACUGAGCUUCGACUACUUCCUCGCCCGCUUCGCCGGCUCUUUCACACCAAUCUACUACUUUAUCGCCUCCUCUUUCCUGGCAGGUUCCCUGCACCCAUGUGCCGGUCACUUCAUCGCAGAGCACUACUUCUUUUCCCAAGUCAAGACAGGUGGUACCGAGUCAUUGGCUGAUCUAAAGACCAAGCCCGCUUCCAAGACUCCGGCCUCUCACCCACUUAACGACCUCGCUCCACCAGAGACAUACUCCUACUAUGGCCCUCUCAAUAUCCUGACUUACAAUGUCGGUCUGCAUAACGAGCACCAUGAUUUCCCUGCUAUCCCCUGGACUAAGCUGCACGAGUUACAUAAGAUUGCGGCGGAGUUCUAUGAGCCCUUACCCUGUCACCGCAGCUGGGUCUGGGUGAUCUGGACUUUUAUUCUGGAUAAGAAUGUUGGUCCCUGGUGCCGUGUGAAGCGUGCACAAGGUGGCCGGGUUGUUGGUGGUGGUGGUUCCGGGAAGAAGGGUACAGGACGUGGUGGUGAGGGCAUCUCAGCGGCGUCGGCUGGUCCGGACGGUGAGGCGGGUGAUGGAUGGAAGGAAAGUGAGAUCCAGUGUUAG